Gallus gallus (chicken) is the source of this 2020-nucleotide messenger RNA. RefSeq names its product retinol dehydrogenase 12. The record is from RefSeq and is a predicted model, not a curated record. The transcript is spliced from 7 exons. Bases 700 to 1911 code for a protein of 403 amino acids. Lineage: Eukaryota; Metazoa; Chordata; Aves; Galliformes; Phasianidae.
GAAAAAAGAGAAGGAAGAGAUGGAGAGGCAGAGAGGUCAGCAGUCCCAGACCCAGUGUCAGACCUGCUGGUGGGGGUGUUUGGUGCAGAGAGAUCCCCCAGACUUGUGUGUGCCCCUAUUUAUCGGCCCCUGUCCCUGGGCUUCUGGACCCUUCUCAAACCCCAGUUCCAGGGGUGGCUGAGAUCAGCUGGGGGAAGCCGAGGUGCUUGCUGUGGCUUUCCUGUCCCUCAGGGCCCUCUUUGAGCUCACAGCAAUCACUUGGGGCUCAUCUGCUACGCUGGUGCUGCUGGCUGCACUGAGGCCACCACCGUGAUGGCAUGUGAGCUCCCAUGCCACCAGGGCCUGCUGCUGGCUGCUGCCCUGAGCAGUGCUGCAUCUCGGGGCUGGGAAACUUCUACCCAGCGCCGAUGUGUUCCGCAUGCUGCCACUGGGUGCUGCAUACUGCUGAUGGGCUCUGUGUGCUGCUGAUGGGCACUACAGGCAUGGCACCAGCAGGGGCUGCAGUGAAACUGUGCGCUCACUGUGCAGCGAUGCUGGGGAGCACGGCGGGACAGGACUGCUGCAGGGCUGUUUGGUGGCCCUGGCAGCACCUGGCUGCAGCGGUGCCCCAACUUUGGAGCAGUUUAUGGCUGCAGUGGUCCAGGUGAUGCUUAGGGUCAGCUCUGCUGGGGCAGGAGAUCACCAGUGGGGAAAGGGGAGAUGUAUAUGGAGAAGAGUGGCAGCGUUGGCCAUGCCCGGUGCAGGAAGCAUCGCCGCUGCAUGCCUCUAGAGGGGAAUACCACUGGAGCUGAUAGAAGGAGCAGAAGAGGUCCAUGGGAAGAGCUGUGCCCGCAUCCCCAGGAUGGAACCUCCAGUGGAGUCUGCACUGCUGGAAUGGAGCGGGCAGGGGGCACUCACCCCCUGCAGCCUUGGGGAGCCUCUCCAGCAGGCUCCGGACACAUGGCCAUGGAGCUGCCGAGCUUCUGCAGCCACCCGCUCUGGUUUGUGCUGGCAUUGCUGCUGGGGAUGCUCCUCUGGGCCACAAGAAGACGUGCCUGGGACCCACGCAAGUGUCCCACCGACCUGACCGGCAAGACGGUCAUCGUCACCGGAGCCAACAGCGGGAUCGGAAAGUGCGUGGCCAUGGACCUGGCCCGCAGGAACGCCCGCACCAUCCUGGCGUGCCGGAGCCGGGAGCGCGGCCAGGCGGCAGCGGAGGAGAUCCGGGCGGCCACCGGCAACCCCAACGUGGUGCUGCGCCUGCUGGACAGCAGCUCGCUGGCCUCGGUGCGCGCCUUCGCCCGGGAGGUGCUGCGGGAGGAGAAGCGUCUGGACGUGCUGGUGAACAACGCCGGCGUCACCGGGCUGCCCUUCGCGCUCACGCCCGAGGGUUUGGAGCGGACCUUCGCCACCAACUACCUGGGCCCGUUCCUGCUCACCAACCUGCUGCUGGAUCUGAUGAAGGCGUCGGCGCCCGCCCGCAUCGUCACCGUCUCGUCCUUCCGGCACAGCGCGGGCACCGCUGACUGCCGAUUCCUCACCGGGCGGGCGCGGCCCAACAGCUUCGACCACAUCUACAACAGCACCAAACUGAUGAACGUCCUCCACACCGCCGAGAUGGCGCAGCGCCUGCAGGGCACGGGGGUGACCGCCAACAGCCUGAACCCCGGCGUGGUGAGCACCGGCAUCAUGCGCAACUUCAGCUUGGUGGUGCGCGGCCUCUUCUUCCUCAUCAGCCCCUUCAUCAAGUCGGCGGAGCAGGGGGCCGUCAGCACCAUUUACUGCGCCGUGUCGGAGGAGGUCUCGGGCAUCUCCGGGAAGUACUUCGACAGCGAUUGCAGCCUCACGCUGCCCUCCGCGGCCGCCCGGGAUGCCGGGCUGGCCCGCAAGCUUUGGGAGGAGUCGGAGCGGCUGACGGGGCUGAGCUCGUAGGGUGGGCGGCCCCGAGCGCCCCCCCCCCGCUAGGAGCCGGGACGGGGCAGAGAGGGAGCGAGCGGCCGCUGUGUUAAGUGCUUUAUUAAAGGCUUCGAUGUGAGCGCUA